Rhagoletis pomonella (apple maggot) is the source of this 1162-nucleotide messenger RNA. RefSeq lists its product as uncharacterized. NCBI's taxonomy places the organism in Eukaryota, Metazoa, Arthropoda, Insecta, Diptera, Tephritidae. The coding region runs from base 638 to 1162 and encodes 174 amino acids. The record is from RefSeq and is a predicted model, not a curated record. The transcript is spliced from 5 exons.
GGUAAAAUUAUAUGCGUUUUAAGGCGGGUUGUAUGGAACGAAUGGAACAGAUUCGGAUUCUAGAUAAAUUUCUAAGAAAAAAUUCCAUUAGAGCAUAGCUCUGGAUUUCGAGCCCGCCAAACUUGAAAAAGCUAUCUUCAAUUAAUGCUACGUUAAGACAUAAGUAAGUAUUAAAAAUAUGACCUUCAUAACACUCCCGCUAAUAUUAAGUGUAGACAUUAACUUAGUAUUAAUUAAAGAUAGGUUAUUUUAAAAUUUUGGGGGGCUCAAAAUUUGGAGCUAUAAUGGAAUUUUUUCUUUGGUAUUUAAUGUAGAAUACGAAUGUGCUAGGAACGAUGUCGAAAAAAUACCCGACCUAAUGCAUUUAUUCAAUUUAUUAUACGCCUUAAGGUAGCGUCAAACAGAUGCGGUAAAAAAUUUUACGAUAUGCGAUCAAUACAAACCACUGCGGUAUAGCACCGCAGUGUGUCGUAUCUCACCUGUUUGAGAGCGUUUGCUUUUUAUCGUUAUCGCAAAAAAUACGAUAUCGUAUCGCACCGGUAUUAUCGCAUCUGCUUGAGGCCACCUUUAGUAUUUCGUGUUUCCAUAUUGUUUAUUUCAGCGUGAGACGGUUACAUUAAGGAGGGCGUGGGAAAAUAUGAAGGCAGUCGCACGAAAGGCUCGGGCAGUAGAAAGGGGUAAUUUAUUUCGAACGGGCGGUGGGCCACCGGUGCCAUCAACAUCACGGCAAGUAGAAGCAAUAGUGGACAUGGUGGAAGAGGCUGCUCCCGCAAUGAUUUGCGAAAUCUCCAACAACUUUGACAGCGAUGGGGCAAUUUUGCUAAACAUGGAAAAUAGCCAAUCUAGCUCCAUUGAGUUUUUAGAUAUGAUCACGGAAGCAAAUGAGGAAUCCGACGUAAACUUCAAAGCCAUAAGCAUAAAUUAUGAAGGUGAACCAAAUGUUGCAGUACACAGUAAUGAAACUGGCCACCAACCAACAAAAGUGGAAAAGGAGCAAGUACGCAGACCAAGCGACUACGUUCGGCGGGAGGCAGCAUUACGGCUGGAAGUUGAGCAAAUAAAAAAAAGAGCAGCCUUGUUGGAAGAGCAAAAAAACCAAGUAUUACUACAAAAGGCUAAAAUAGAUUUUGAAGAGGCAAAAAAAAAUCGUUCAAUAAAUUAA